CUUGACUUUCUUAGGGAUCAUGUAAAUAAGGAACGCCUGUUUCGGUCUGUCUCUUGUGCUGUGAGGAAGCUUUCAUUUCGGUAGGCAAGGGGACUCUGUUGUGUAACUAGAAUGGAGGGGCCAUGUGCUGCUUCCAGCCACUGGACGUCCCCGGCCAGCUGUGUGGGUCCUGGUGUAUGUGGCGCAGGCGCAGCAUUCUUCACCAGCCUCAUCACAACACUCCUCGAGUCGGAACGCCAACUAGGAAACCCGGAGCAAUAUCCUAGGGACACCAGCUCUUGCCUGAGGGACGAGUAUGAUUUUAUUGUUGUUGGGGCGGGUACUGCAGGAUCCGUGGUGGCGAGUAGACUCAGCGAGGUGCCGAACUGGAACGUUCUUGUCAUAGAGGCAGGCAGUGACCCACCUCUGGCAUCAGACAUUCCCGCCAUAUUUCUCGGUCUUCAAAAAUCUGACAUCGACUGGCAAUUCAAGACGGAACCCCAGAAAGAUAAUUGCCAAGGAUUGCUGGGUAAACGAUGUAAUUGGCCCAGGGGAAAAGUUCUGGGCGGAUCUAGUACAAUAAACAGUAUGUUGUACUUCCGGGGAAUGAAAGGUGAUUUUGAUGAUUGGGCUACAGCCGGAAAUGAUGGGUGGAGUUACGAAGAAGUUCUGGAAUACUUCAAGAAAUCUGAAAAUUUUGAACCGAACGCAAAUGAAAAUUAUCCCGAAUCAUUUUAUCACGGUAUAGGAGGACCUCUCAACGUGCAGAGAUUUGAAAGCCUAGAUCUCGCAUGGCUGCUUCAAGAUGCCGUCAAAGAAGCAGGGUACGAAGUAUUGGAUGAUAUUAAUGGUCCAAGCCAGUUAGGAUUUGCACAUCUACACGGUACAAUUAUAAACGGUACAAGAUGCAAUAUUGCUAAAGCUUUCCUCGGCCCUGCCAGAAACAGGAAAAAUCUUCAUGUUAUAAAGAAUUCGAAAGUAAACAGAGUCAUAAUUGAUCCUGUUUCAAAAGUAGCCAAUAUUGUUGAAUUUAGCACACGUGAUAACCAGAUUCACCAGAUUAGAAUUAAGAAAGAAAUCAUCUUAUCAGCUGGUACUAUUAAUUCUCCACAACUGCUCAUGCUGUCUGGUGUUGGCCCAAAAGAACACCUUAAGGAAUUCGGUAUCAAUGUCAUUAAGGACACGAAAGUCGGCGAAAAUCUUCAGGAUCACUUGAUAUUUACUGGCUCGCUAUAUAGCAUAAGAAAAUCUGAUAAGUUUAAAUCAAGUCCAUUAGCUUUCCUUGAUUCAUCAUAUGAAUAUCUAACUCGGAGAACCGGGCCACUUGCUACUUUUUACGGAACCACUCUAUCAGGAUUCAUUAGGACGAAUCUCUCUCCAGAUGAAAGGCCAGAUAUCCAUUUCUUUUAUUUCGCUAUUUUAGCAAACGACACGAAAGCAUCUGUCGCAUUUGGAACCGCGUUAGGUUUAACAGACGAGACAAUUUUAUCAAUGCAAGAAAUAUCAAAAGAAGGUGACGUUGUCAUGGCGGCUCCACUUCUUUGUCGACCAAUAAGUAGAGGUAAGAUACUUCUAGGUUCAUCAAAUCCAUCAGAUUAUCCUAAAAUAUAUCCAGGAUACUUAACAGAUACAAAGGACUUGGACACAAUACUGGAAGGCAUCAAGGCAACCGACAGAAUAAUGCAGACUGAUGUGAUGAAGAGUCGUAAUGCAAGAAAGAAGAAGUUGAUUGUGAGUUCGUGUGAAGGAUUUGAGUUCGAUACGACGCCAUAUUGGGAAUGCAUGCUGAGAAACAUUGGAACAUCGGCUUUUCAUGCUGUAGGUACAUGCAAAAUGGGACCAAGUUCAGAUCCAGAUGCUGUUGUUGAUCCAAAACUAAGAGUUCAUGGUGUAAAAGGAAUCAGAGUGGCUGAUGCAUCCAUAAUGCCUACUAUUGUGAGCACACCGACAUAUGCAACAACUGUUAUGAUUGGAGAGAAGGCAGCGGACAUGAUAAAAAUGGACUGGCUCCAGUAAGAAUGAAGUCAGGUUUCGUAAUAUGUUUGGGAAGUAGAGGUAAUGGUUCAUAACAAAUUUGAAAAUAUAAGCAUGAUAUAAAAGUUUUGCUUUCCUGUUGCAUAUACACUUAUUUACUUUCAUCGUUAAUACGGCGCAUGUAAUUCGAGAGGGAAACCAUUAAAAAA
Molecule: messenger RNA, 2162 nt
Organism: Cryptotermes secundus
Lineage: Eukaryota; Metazoa; Arthropoda; Insecta; Blattodea; Kalotermitidae
Product: glucose dehydrogenase [FAD, quinone]
Exons: 2
Coding region: 112-1995 (627 amino acids)
Molecular function (GO): ecdysone oxidase activity; flavin adenine dinucleotide binding
Source: RefSeq, a predicted model, not a curated record